Messenger RNA from Blastomyces gilchristii SLH14081, 3096 nucleotides. Its product is annotated as BCAS2 family protein. Gene Ontology annotation, biological process: mRNA processing. NCBI's taxonomy places the organism in Eukaryota, Fungi, Ascomycota, Eurotiomycetes, Onygenales, Ajellomycetaceae. The coding region runs from base 567 to 1226 and encodes 219 amino acids. Gene Ontology annotation, cellular component: Prp19 complex; catalytic step 2 spliceosome; precatalytic spliceosome. The transcript is spliced from 3 exons. The record is from RefSeq and is a predicted model, not a curated record.
GGCCAAACCAGCGACUACUGAAGGAUGAUCGCCGUCGGGACAUGAAAUCUGGGGAAGUUUUGCCUGUCAAAUGGCAUGUUGAAGCCAACUGUUUCCCCAUCCCCGGUGCUAGCAUCGCAACCGACGAGCAGGAUGUGCCGAGUACAGGCAACUCUAAGGGGCCAAUUGCCGAUGAAUUAGAGUGCAACUCGAGAUAAACAUGUGCCACGCCUUGCCAUGAAGCCGGGGUAAUCAUGAAAAUAUCAGAAAGAUUCAAAGACUCGCAGCUGCCAAAGAUUAUUGUGAUAUGGAGGAACCCAUGUAGCUCGGUUCGGCUUGUAACUAUAUGUACAUGUACCAGCAGGCUAAUUUAGUGUGGAAGGGUACAUGGUUGUGUUGCUUGUCUCCCAGGUACCCUCACAUACUAAAUUUGCCUAGGUGGUACAAGGAGGGAAUUUAGUGUAAUCACGUGAUAUCUAUUCUUGCGAUGUGGUGUAACUACAGCAUUGCUUAUCUCCCCCAAACCAUUCAACACACAGACCGGAGGAGACUUUCAGGGCUUCAACCACCAAGUAUACAACAGGAAAAUGCCUCUUAUAAACGAAUUCCACGACUCCCUACCAUACAUUGAUGGUGACCCAACGGCGCAGGCUCGUGCCGAUAUUGACAAACUCAUCUCCGCUGAAAUGGCUCCCAAUCACCAAACAGUCCUCCACCCGUCCAUCCCCGCUCUACCCCAAAGUCAAUUCUCCAGCCUCAUGCAAAAGGAACUGGACCGAAAGGAGGCGAACCUGCCUCUAACGGGCGGCAUUGACUUGUCGAGAUACGAGGCUCCGGAGGCUCCAGAGGACACCCUGGCGUCAGGGAAAGAACCUGCGGAGAUCCUACAUUGCUGGCAACAAACGCUACGAAAAGCGUACACUGCCAGCUCUCAUCUAUCCACAAGACAGGAAAAUCUAGCUCUACUAGAGGCACACGGAAAGAACGCGUGGCUUAUCGGUAACUCGCAACUGGAGGAUAUACUACGACGGAUUGAAAAAGAACUGCAGGAAACGAAGGAAGCUACAGAUGCCGUCCAUAAAGAGAGGAAAAUGAGGCAGGAGACAGCAAGGGGCGAGCUUGUCGGGUUGGAGGAUGCUUGGAAACGAGGAGUGAGUGGGAUAAUCGAUGUGGAAUUGGCAGCGGAGAAGCUUCGGCAGGACAUUCUUGAGCGGAGACGCCAGCUAUCAGGAGUCCAGAUGCAAUAAUGGAUGCACAUUCCCAGGAUCUUCGUUACGCUAUAUAUCAAGAGUCCUUGGAAACACAGCUCUGGCGGAAUUAGUUGGUUCUCCCGAGCCUCUCCUAGUACGCGUUAGUCCUAUCAAGGAAGAAUUUGGGUCGAGCCGCUGCCCGAGAAAAUAUAAAAAAUAAGCGCCAAGGAUUUUGAUGGGAAAUACAUACAAAACUGAACGGGCGCAUUGGCAUGCAUGACUCGUGAAAAGUCUAACGGGUAAAGAGCGAUUGGCUGCAGCAGGUUUUCAGCGAGCAUUUGCGUUUACCCGUUCAUCACCCGAGUCAGUACAAGACCAGUUUUAUCAACUUUCCUCGGAAACGACUAUCUAUUCACAGGGCAAAUGCCUUAGUCGGUUAUACGAAUGCGUGUCUCGAGCGGAGAAACAAGGGAGCUUGGGCCCUACACAAUAUUUGGAUAUAACUCUUGAACAACAUCCCGAGAGGAAGGAUGGGAGCGGAUGCUAUAUCAAAGUCUGGAAUUCUUCAUAUGUCGUCCAACAUUGUCAACGAGUGCCAGCUACCUAGAUAACGCCCUGCAUUUUGUUCCUUAGAGGGCGCGACGGACCGAGCGGGUUUGCUCGUCAUUCACCUUGUCCACACAUGACCGCCAAACUACCAUAAAAACUCCAACAAUAUUAUGUCCAUUAGUCAGUUCCCAUCUUUCUAACCUAGGGCAGAAGGUGCCAACGGUUAUAUCAAUUCCAUUUAAAACUAAGAUUUCACAUUUCAAUGGCAUCCUACUCUAUAAAUGAAUUCUUUUUAUUUUUAUUUUCAUUUUUAUUUUUUAUUUUUCUGAACCGCCAUGACCAUAUCGUCCCCACAUUUGCCAGAAAUCAGCACUACUACUUUCCCCUUCACCUCAAUAUAUAGAGUUUCUCAUAUAUUGUUUCUCAUUCGAACCCCCCUCAAAAGUUUCCAAUGGUGGAGAGGAACUUCAUUGGAAGAAGUUUGCGUUUCUUAUGACUUUAUGACUAACUAUCCCGCUAGCCCUAGACGAUUGGAACCUAACUCCUGAACUCCUUACUACCUACCUUGCUCUUUUUUCAAUUAGCUUUGCAUCCACAAAGAUUUUAUUAUAUAUCAUAUAGAAUACGACGAAAUAUUAUCUCCCACUCCCGAUAAUGCGGAGAGCGGGGUCUAGGGGUCUAUUAGUACGGGCACGGAUAUCAACCCCCCCGGUCCCCCCCUCCUCUUCCUCCUUCCGCAGGUUCUAAUUCAAAUUGAUCUACCGCGAGGAGGGAGGUCCGUUUUGCGUCCCUGUUGGCAGCCUGACCAACCUGGAUUGUAAUAUUCAUGUGCACCUCAUUGAAGCUCUUUCUAUUUGAGAAGGGUUUUAUCGCCCUGGCAUAUCUCCCCGUGACGUGAAGCUGCAUUCGAUCACAGCUUCUCUCUAACUAUUCCCGUCCAUCGGAAUGGUCUCGACGGCAUGAAGGGGCUGAAGCUUUCCGUAUCUCCUGACAUUAUUCCAGUAAUAACUUAGACCGCGCUUCUUAUUGGUGAAAAGUGUGCAGUCCCUACUGCGGAGGAUUUUGUGUAUUCCGGUAGCUGCACUGGAUCUGAAAGAUUCUCACGAGUCACUGGCAAUCUCGCCCGACUUUAGAUUGGUUUCAAAGCGGGGGGGGGCGAUUUCAGUUUGCAAUAUAAUCGGCGAAUAUAUAACCGUCAAAGAAGAAAGAGAAGGAAAGAAAAGGAUGCAGAAACCGAAAUUGAGUUUCCUUGUUAAUUAACCUUCCAAUUGCUGUUAAUAUUAUAAGUAGCUUCGAUGGCAUAUAUGCUUUCUCUGGGAUUGAUAAAACUAGUACGCAGUAAUAAGUUUCAAAUCGAAACUUCUGUUCUUCGUAGCAA